Molecule: messenger RNA, 2617 nt
Organism: Lacerta agilis (Sand lizard)
Lineage: Eukaryota; Metazoa; Chordata; Lepidosauria; Squamata; Lacertidae
Gene: VAPA
Product: VAMP associated protein A
Exons: 7
Coding region: 159-1145 (328 amino acids)
Biological process (GO): neuron projection development
Cellular component (GO): plasma membrane; endoplasmic reticulum membrane
Molecular function (GO): FFAT motif binding
Source: RefSeq, a predicted model, not a curated record
CUGCUACGACUGCUACUCCUCGGUCGGCGCCCCUUCCCUUCUCUCCUUCCUCCCUCCCUCCCUCCCCGACCGGAGUGUCCUCCCUUUACCUAUCCACCCGCCCUCUCCGCCUCCUCCUCCUCCUCCUCCUCCCGGACUGAGCGAGCGAGGGAGUAGCGAUGGCGGCCGCCGGGGCUCUCUCCAAGCACGAACAGAUCCUGGUCCUCGAUCCGCCCACCGACCUCAAAUUCAAAGGUCCCUUCACAGAUGUAGUCACUACAAAUCUUAAAUUACGAAAUCCAUCGGACAGAAAAGUAUGUUUUAAAGUGAAGACUACAGCACCUCGUCGAUACUGUGUGAGGCCAAACAGUGGAAUUAUUGACCCAGGUUCUUCUGUAACUGUAUCAGUGAUGUUACAGCCUUUUGAUUAUGAUCCAAAUGAGAAGAGUAAACAUAAGUUUAUGGUACAGACAAUCUUUGCCCCCUCAAACAUUACAGAUAUGGAAGCAGUGUGGAAGGAUGCAAAGUCUGAUGACUUAAUGGACUCCAAAUUGAGAUGUGUAUUUGAAAUGCCUAAUGAAAAUGAUAAGCUGCAGAGAGGGUUUGCAGAGCCUAAUCCUUUAGCCGUUGGUUUAGUCACGCCCCUAAGUCUUGCAAUGAGAGAUCUGCUGAGUGCUGAGGGCAUGUCUCAGCUUCCACCUCAGACUUUAUCUUCAUCAGGAUCCGUACACAUAACUCCAUCCAACAGCAAGAAUCUUCAGAUACCUGCAAGUUAUAGCCAGAAGAUUGACAUGAUGGAGCAAGGCAGUGAGGUCAAACACAAGAUGAAUCAGAAUGACAUAGAUGCAAGCAAAUCUGCUCCAAUACUGAAUACAGCUAAACAGGAUGGUCCAAUGCCAAAACCACACAGUGUUUCACUUAAUGACACCGAAACAAGGAAGCUAGUGGAAGAAUGCAAAAGACUUCAGGCGGAUGUGGUGAAACUAUCAGAGGAAAACAGACAUCUGAGAGAUGAAGGUUUGAGGCUGAGAAAGGUGGCACACUUGGAUAAACCUGGAACAUCAGGCUUGGCUCUCCGAGAUAAUGUCUCCAAUCCUCUUCCCUCACUUCUUGUUGUAAUUGCAGCCAUUUUCAUUGGAUUCUUUUUAGGGAAAUUCAUCUUGUAGAGAGGGGAAAAAGAGAGAGAAGCAUGCAGAAUGCAGCUUCCUUUUUUUUCUUGGCCAGAAAAAAAAUGUAUUUACCUACCACUUCAUUGGUAGUAUGGCCCCAAGUGACCAUUAUUGUGUACAGCAUCAUAUAGGCUUUGCCUCUAAUGAUCUUGCACGGUUAGACAACACAAUAAAAAGACAAACUGGUCGGCUGCUGGACAAAUUGUAUAUUAAUUCAUCAAUAGCAGGUGUCAGUUGCACAUUCAGUCCUUUAUGAAAAGUCAUACAUAAAUAAAGAAUUGUUCUUUCUUUCUGUGGUUUUAAUAAGAGUUCAAAAAUUGUUCAGAGUCUUGUAAAUGUUAUUUUAAUAAUCCUUUAAAAAAUUAUCUGUUGCUCUUGCCUCUUGGAAAAUGAUUAUUAGAAUGUUAAUCCCACUUGUUCAGGAAUAUGAUGAGGCAUUCUGCGGGGAAAUGAUUCCUCUUAGUGUGUAAAUUUUAUCCUUUACCUUACUUUGCUAAUAUCAUGGCAGAAUUUCUUACCCCUUGUGAGGCAGUUGUUAAAGUUUUCAUCCUUACAGCCCUGUCCCAUGGUAUUUAACAUACAAAAAAAUAAAACUGUUAACAUACUUUAUGCUGGGUAGCUUGUUUCUAUGAAUUAUACUUUGAGAAAAGUUUUCCUUCAAGUUUUACACAUAACCUUGUCACAGAUGAAUAUUGUUCAGUUCACUAGCUGUGGCUUGAACUGGUGCUAGUGAAGCUUUGGAAGAAAUAUAGCUGUUUCCAUACUAUUUAACAGCGGCAGAAAAGGUUUCUGGCUUUUUAAGCAAAACGAAAGGUUAGAAUUAGUUCUGUUUUGGGACAUGGGACUAAUUACAAGAGGCAGGUAUUUUAAACUUGUCUUUUAAAAUAGUGGUGGACUUUGCAGGUAUCUAAUAGGUAUAUUUCUGUUGAUUCAUUGAUGCUCCCUUAUCUGGAGUCCCCAGUAAUCCGUUAAUGAUCAAUAAUUUUACAUCCAGGCUGACUAGUCCAGAUGUUUUCUGGAAAUACAUUCUUUGUGACCUUUCCAAAUAAAUUUUCCUUAAGUACCCCAGGUUGAUUCCAGCUGAGCAAUCAUUUAUCAUUUAGUUUUAUGAAAGGAAAAUAAAGUUUUGUCCAGCAAAUACGUCUUGGCACACUUGCCCAUUAGCUAUGCAUACCUUCUGUGUUCUAGAAAGUUUAUUUUGUUGGUUCUGAACUGCUUCUCCUCACUUAACCUCAUGGCUUGUUUCAUUUCUGAUCUCUAUGUCAUUAAGUAGAUAAUUUUGAAAGCACAAUACUUAGCUAUUUUUAACUGUUAGCCACCAUAGGGAGUUACUUCAGAACUGACAUUCUUGAAAGGCUUAUUCCUGUAGGCAGAAUUUUGUAUAUUCUUGGAUAUGGUUGCAGCUAACUGUUCAAUCUUAUGUAGCUGAGAAAUGUUCUAGCAAAAAUAUACAUCUUGGUUGCCUUUGA